AAAUUCGCGGUAACUGAAUCUAAGAACUUUUUAUAAAAUGCGAUAAACAUUAGGAUUUGGCCUACCUCAAGAUUUUUCAACAGAUGCCACAUAUGCAUGAUUUUUUGUGCGAGUAUGCGUAUUAACAAUAUUGCGACCGGUUAUAAUCCAAGGCGAAAGCUCAUUAGUCCAAGACGAACAUAACUAUGAUAGUAAACAUUAUGAGAUAUAAGUUUCUGAGAUAAAUCACACCUCAAGCAGAUCAUUUAAACUCCGAAAUGACUAUUACAUGCGUUCAUGUGCCACGCUCGGAAUUUCCCGUCUAGCGAUCAGUGGCAGUGUGAGAAGCCAUGCUGUACAUAUAUUGUGCGCAGCGGCAGCUCUAUCUUGCGCUCAGUGGUUACUUGUUUUUGGAGCUGAGUGGUCGACGAUUUCCUGGCUCUUAGCUUCAGACUAUGUAUGCGUGUGUGGUUGGCGUGGCAUCCCCUAUUAUGGUGUUAAGUGUUCCGUGAUCAUUUUUCUCCUGGUUUUCGCUGAAAUAUCAAGUGUUAAGUUAUACAGGCAGCAACAUUUUUUAUUCCCGGAGUAAUAUCGAUAAAUUACCGCCCAGUGCAUUGGUAGUUUUGUUAGAGGAUUUCAUUGUGUAAAAUUAGAAUUAUGUGGCAAACAGGCGGCGUGACCAGGCCUGAAGGCCAUUCGAAGAGAUCAAACGACGAGGGGGGCUCUCUCAGUCCAGGAGGAGACAAUUAUAAAUCUGUCUACGAUUCACAUUCCGACUCUGGUUUUCUGUCGGGAUCGAAUCUGGUAUCGAGUAGUAGUGUUGAAGACUACAACUUGAGCACAAACAAUCAGCCGAGCCAGACUCUUCUAUCACGGACUCUGUCUGGAAGUUCUAACGAUGCUUCUCACGGAGGUCACCAUCUUGACUCCCAACUAUCUUCCUCUGCUAUUACAUCCUCCGGCUGCCUUGAUUCUGGUAUCGAUAUUUCCGAUCAGAUGAAUUCGUUGCAAUUGCGCUCGAGCACACAAAACUACGAAGAUUCAGUCGAGAACAACACAAGUGACGAUCCUUCAAAUUCGAGGAUUUCAGAAGAUAGCCACAGCAGAAGAGAUGCUGGCUGCAAUCUGGAAAUUUCUCGCAGUCACGUCACCCUUUUACGAGAAGUUUUCAGUCCGGAUAAAGAUGGAGACACGCAGCUUCAUGUUGCGGUAAUGAGGGGCUUCAUUGAGGUGGUCUAUCACAUUACUCGGCUCCUGCCUCAUCAAGCUUUCCUCGACCUCGCUAACAACUCUGGCAGGACGGCUCUGCAUUUGGCUGUGAGCGCUGGAGUGCCGGCCAUUGCUCGCCACUUGAUAGUGUGUGGAGCCUCGCCAGUUGCAAGAGACCUGCGGGGGAACACCCCCCUACACGUGGCCUGUGGUCGGAAGGACGCCGCCAUGGUUACUCACCUAACCAGGCCCGUCACUGUCACUGAGGUGAUGAACGCCCAUCUCUCCUAUGCCCCCACCCACACGCCAGGCCUCGUCGCUGCCGACCUCACUAACUAUCAGGGUGAGACGUGUGUGCACGUGGCUGCUAUGGCCGGUGAUAAGGAGAUAUUGCAGCACUUGACGUGGUACGGCGCCGACGUCAAUGCCAAGGAAUGCCGGAGUGGUCGCACUGCCCUCCAUCUCGCAGUUGAGGCUCGCGACCCUGAACUCGUUGCUCAUAUUGUGACCGCGUGUCGUGCCUCCGUUACCAUCGAGACGUACGCAAGACUAUCUCCUUACCAGCUCGCGCUCGCCAACGGUGCUACGGGAAUAGCGACGCAACUUCUGGACUUGGGCGCUCCUGCGCAGCUCUUGCCUGCCGCUUACACCCUCGACGACGACGACGACGAAGAUUACGAUGACCAGUACAGCUAUACCCAGGAAACCGAAUCUGGCAGUACAAUGAACGGAUGGCGAGAUGUGGACGACAUUCGGUUGGCAGGCGUGUCAGUCCAUCAUUCUUCUCUCUCAGCAAAUCAGGCUUUGGGCCCUCCGGUAUCUACGGCUCCGCAAACCAUCAAUGCUGAUCUCUACUUCUAAACGACGCUCACACCACGUCGUCUUUUUUUUCUAGCAAGUUUAGAUGAAACGCUUUAACCUUCCUUUUGGCGACAAUUUUAUCCUGGUCGCCAUUAUAAGCGAUUCAAAAGUGAUAAUUUGUAAAAUGUAUUUCAAAGUUCUUGAGAACAUCGUGUUUCCAAUAAUCGCUUAUUCGCUGGUAUCCGAAAGUGAUAAAAUAUUGCACGUUUCUUGGUUGCCUAUCAUUGAUCUAACAAGAAUGGACAUUUUUAUUUCUUGGGGACGUUGGAAGAGAGCAGAUUACAUUCAAUUAAUUACAUUAAGCAGAUUUAAUAGCAGUCAUUCAUUCAAUUUAUCAUCGAACUAAUAUAAUCCUCUAAUACUUCUGUAAACACAUUUGAUUUCAUUCAAAGUUCAUGCUGUGGGCAUUACCCACUGGUGAGACCGAUCGAUGUACAAUAUUCCUUGUUCUUUGAAGUUUACUGUUAUUAUGGUUCUGUAAGUGCGCUGAGAUAAUUCAAAUAAUGAAUACAAUUUCUUAUGUUGCUGUCAGCCUGUCGGAGACUUCUUACAGGUGGAUUACAAAAAUUUCUAUGUAUCCCAUCCAUAAUUUUUAGCACUGCAAUGGAAAUGAAUCUGAUGUCAAUGGAGGCGCGUUUUAUCUAUCACGCUAUACGUGACCUGCGUUUCUUCUGUUUCAGCUCGUGCCUAUUGCUUUGGCGGCUGAUGUUCAUGCAAUUUCCACAACGUUGUUGAGUUAAGCAAGCUAUUGUUACCAGCUUUAUCAUGAAUAAUUAGUGAGCUUCAUUGUUGCCUAAUGUAGGAUACAUUAUAACAUUUCUAGUAGGUCUGUAGACUUAAGUCAAAUGAACGAUAAGUGGUAUCCGAAGCCUUACUGAAGUCGUAAGUCUUGCUGGAAUUUUAUUUAAGCUAAUUAAUUAUUAGUUUCCAGCGCCGAAUGCUUAGCACUCGUUAGCGUUUUUAUAAACUUCCAGCGACAAUCUUUAAUCGAGGUCAAGACUGUCCCUCAAAACCUGGCGGAAUCGUCCAUUUUUUAAUUCUUCAAAGUUGAACUGCAUUAUAUGGAUGCGUUCUACUUGAUAAAUAUACCUUGUCAUUUUCACAAUAAUUCUACAAUCGAAAUGUAUUCUUAGGCGCUUGAAGCUGCACCAUAGAUUGAGCAGCCUUCAUAUUAAUUUGGAGGAAAGAAACCAGCUUGUGCGGUUACUGGCCUUUUCCCUUAUUAUGUAACGUGCUCCGCCAAGCUUAUGUACACAUCUGAGUUUGUUCAAGUCGGCAUCUAAAGUUACCUCUUUUUAGCAGUAUGGAAUUCAGGUUAGUUUUGCCUAGUAACAUAUAGUUCUACUAAGCUCACUCACAUCUUGGUAUCGAUGGCCAUAUAUUUAGGUGUUAGCGAGGUUUCUACGAAGCUUUUUUCCGGAACAAAGGUGACUCAAAUUAUACAAUAAAAAUCUGAAUUCAA
Hyalella azteca is the source of this 3511-nucleotide messenger RNA. Its product is annotated as NF-kappa-B inhibitor cactus. NCBI's taxonomy places the organism in Eukaryota, Metazoa, Arthropoda, Malacostraca, Amphipoda, Hyalellidae. The coding region runs from base 637 to 2049 and encodes 470 amino acids. The transcript has 7 exons. The record is from RefSeq and is a predicted model, not a curated record. Gene Ontology annotation, molecular function: protein binding.